This is a messenger RNA of Morone saxatilis (striped sea-bass), 347 nucleotides long. RefSeq lists its product as uncharacterized. The record is from RefSeq and is a predicted model, not a curated record. NCBI's taxonomy places the organism in Eukaryota, Metazoa, Chordata, Actinopteri, Moronidae.
GUUUCUCCACCUGGAUUAGUAAAAUGUAUGUGAGCCGUAAGCAGUGGAACUUAGGCAACAUGUGCAGCAAUCAUCAGCAGCUGUUUCAACUAAAGACUUUAAGAAAGUUGAUGUACUGCAGUACUGUCAUCACCAUCCUCUCUCUCAUCCUGCUGUUCUUUAAUUACAGGGUCGACUGGAUCGAGUUCUACGGAUCAACCAGUGAGCCUCAGAUCUUAGUGCAACUUGCAGUGCCUCAACAAUGUGUUCAAGGACAAAUAGUUCCUCAGGGUCAAAAGGUGGCAGUCAACAGGACAAAAACGCUGCUCAUAUCAGCUUAUCAGGAGCACCGUACAAACAGAAAGGAG